This is a messenger RNA of Phyllostomus discolor (pale spear-nosed bat), 1506 nucleotides long. RefSeq names its product homeobox C10 (gene HOXC10). The record is from RefSeq and is a predicted model, not a curated record. NCBI's taxonomy places the organism in Eukaryota, Metazoa, Chordata, Mammalia, Chiroptera, Phyllostomidae. The transcript has 2 exons. Gene Ontology annotation, molecular function: DNA-binding transcription factor activity, RNA polymerase II-specific; RNA polymerase II cis-regulatory region sequence-specific DNA binding. Gene Ontology annotation, cellular component: nucleus. Gene Ontology annotation, biological process: regulation of transcription by RNA polymerase II. Bases 117 to 1145 code for a protein of 342 amino acids.
CCCUCCCCUUCUUUUCCCUCCCGCCCCUCCAACCGCCCCCCCUCCCGGAUGGGGAAAAAAAAAGAUGUCAGCUCCUCCGCUGUAGUAUUGCUCCUUAAAAACCCCUCUCUCUGAAAAUGACAUGCCCUCGCAAUGUAACUCCGAACUCGUACGCUGAGCCCUUGGCUGCGCCGGGCGGAGGAGAGCGCUAUAGCCGGAGCCCAGGCAUGUAUAUGCAAUCUGGGAGUGACUUCAACUGCGGGGUGAUGAGGGGCUGCGGGCUCGCGCCCUCGCUCUCCAAGAGGGACGAGGGCAGCACUCCCAACCUCGCCCUCAACACCUAUCCGUCCUACCUCUCGCAGCUGGACUCCUGGGGCGACCCCAAAGCCGCGUACCGCCUGGAACAACCUGUUGGCAGGCCGCUGUCCUCCUGCUCCUACCCACCUAGUGUCAAGGAGGAGAAUGUCUGCUGUAUGUACAGCGCAGAGAAGCGGGCGAAAAGUGGCCCCGAGGCAGCCCUUUACUCCCACACCCUGCAAGAGUCCUGCCUCGGGGAGCACGAUGUGCCCGUGCCCAGCUAUUACCGCGCCAGCCCGAGUUACUCCGCGCUGGACAAGCCGCCCCACUGUGCCGGGGCCAACGACUUCCAAACCCCUUUUGAGCAGCGGGCCGGUCUCAACCCGCGCGCCGAACAUCUGGAGUCGUCCCAGCUCGGGGGCAAAGUGAGUUUCCCUGAGACCCCCAAGUCCGACAGCCAUACCCCCAGCCCCAAUGAAAUCAAGACGGAGCAGAGCCUGGCGGGCCCAAAAGGCAGCCCCCUGGAGAGCGAAAAGGAGCGGGCCAAAACCGCCGACUCCAGCCCAGACACCUCAGAUAACGAAGCGAAAGAGGAGAUAAAGGCAGAAAACACCACAGGAAAUUGGCUGACAGCAAAGAGUGGAAGGAAGAAGAGGUGUCCCUAUACUAAACACCAGACGCUGGAAUUGGAGAAAGAAUUUCUGUUCAAUAUGUAUUUGACGCGAGAGCGCCGCCUGGAGAUUAGCAAGACCAUUAACCUUACAGACAGACAAGUCAAAAUCUGGUUUCAAAAUCGCAGAAUGAAACUCAAGAAAAUGAACCGAGAGAAUCGGAUCCGGGAACUGACCUCCAAUUUUAAUUUCACCUGAGUGCUCGGCUAGCCUCCCCUCCUCCUCCUUUCUCCCCCACUCCUUCCUUUCCCGACCCCUCCUCCCUUUGUGCCUGGUGGUAUAUAUUUUUUUUCCCUCCCAGAGUAUAAAUGCAACAAGCCUUCAAAAAAGGCAAAGACCUCAGACUCUCCUUCCAAGGGACCAAUGGUUCGUGCUGUGAAGAUGCGCCCACCAAAGCAUGAGAAAUGGGGUGCCGAGGUUUGGGCUGUGGUGUGCCCACAUAGACAAGGGUGGGAGUGUGGCUGGUGUGUGUGUAAGCUCCUCACUCACCCAUGCACUCACCACAGCAUCCUGUUCUCUGUUCGAAGUUAAGGUCUAACCCACCCGAUUAGAAGGGGGG